UUUGCUUGAAUUUGCAUUGAAUACGGAUGAUGGUAGUUUAAGUAGGAGAUAAUGAAGUGUUUUUAUUGAAAACAAUUUUUUAAUUAUCUACAUAAAUUUUAAAAAUAUUUUUAAAAUGGAGUAACAAGAAGAAAAGAAAUGCUUUGUUGACUAACUAUUAGUUAUUUAACGAAAAGAGAAAAAAUGUAGUGAGAUAUUUUUAGCAAAUGCUUUAAAAAAUUACGGCAAAGCUAACGUUUUAACAACAAAUUUGAAAUUUAAGGUAACCCUAUCGGAGUGAAGCACACAAACGAAAAAUGAAAACAGGAUUACGAACCACCGACACAUUUCUUAUGGCUUUGAUUUGAAGCCAAUUCGCCGUAAUAGCUUAGUAAGUAAGCGAUAAAUAUCCUUACUUUCAAUUGACAGCCUCAAAUACAUAGGGCAUACACACCACAAUGGUAAAAUGACACAAAGACAUGAAGGAGUAUGGUGAGUUUAACUUGCUUCCUCACCACUAACAUACUUCGCGAUAGCUUCAAUGCUGCUCCUAUCGUUCAAUUCAACUGCAAUGUAAAUAAUAUGUGAAAUGUUGUGGAACAAAACGUACAUAUACGCGAUAGAAUGAACAUCGUGCACACGGUAUAUGAAAAAUCACAGUCAGAAAAUAACUGAGAGAGGAAACAAAAGAAAAAUUUAUACAAGAGAUAUAAAAAGAUUUAAAAUUAGAAAAACAAAAAAAAAAAAAAAAACGAAAAACCGGGCAAAGAAGAGAGAUAUGAUUGUAAAAAAAUAGAAAAGCAAAAAAGUUUCGCUAACUUCACUGUUGCCAGCAAUCGCAAGUGAAUAGGAAAUGAUACGAAUAAUAAUGUGUCCUUAGUUUCAGUCAAUCCGUAUGAAAAUAUGGCAUGUGAUUAAUAGCUGUAAAAUGAACUGAAUUUAAAGAGUAUGAGUGGCCGAAUCAGUGUGUAAAUUUGUGUAAGUCAUUUAUAAGUAAGAAUUUUUUGGGUGUGAAAACGAAAGUGAAAAUCUAGCACACACAGCAACGAGCCUCAACGAGGACGAAAGUUCGGCGAGCGAGGCAAGCAUGUACGGUAAUUAUAUGUAAAGACCAGCUUUACUGGGUUCGCCUUGUUGUUGCUGUGCACGCGACCCCUUUCAAACUCCGUGCACUGCAUCUCAUAUAAAUCUGCCCAACAAAAAUGUAAAGGUUGUACACAUGUGUUAUAUAAAAAUCAAAAAGGAAAAGGAAAAAAAUGUAUGUAAAAAAAAUAAAAAUGUUGCAGAUGAAAUGGUGUGCGUGCUUGUGACGUCAAAAAGUAGUAAUCGCAACUAUUGUUCUUGCGAGUGUAUUUUCGCACACACACGCAUAUAUGUAUUUUUAUUUACAAAUGCACGCAGAUAACUUCUUUGCAAAAAAGUUCGCUUCUGCUCCCGUUUAUACCCCGUAGGAUUUUUCGAGAAAUCAAAUAAGAUCCAUAAGCAAAUCGAAAAAUAUUUAAAGAAAAGACAAAAAAACUAAACACUUAAGAGAAAAAAAAUCGAACGAAUUACUUGAGAGCAAAGCAUACCGAGCGUGUGUGUAGGCCUUUAAUUUUUUUUUUUUUUUUUUUUUUUUGUGCAAAAUUCCAAUUGCGACAACUUAACGCACACAUCAAACAGCAGUUAAAACUACCUCCACUAUCUGGCUUUAGAUUAUCAAAAAUUUUUUUAGCAAACAACUGCAUUUAGUAUCAUUAAAAAAAACGAAAAGAAAAGAAGAACAACAACACCAACAACAUCAAGAAACACUAUUCUAUACGUAUGUAACCACCGCCACCGUCGCCGCUACCACCAUCACAAUUAUAACGUUAACGACAACAACAACAGCAGCACCAAUAUAAGCAGCAUCCACAACGCUAACACAACACAGCACUAUUAUGGAGCAACCCAGUAUACUUGUUCGAAUUCUACACUCGAUACCGCAUGUGAAUUACACAUUUUGUCGGGUUAACGACACUUUUAAUCCAGAUAGUGAUGUUUAUUUAGAGAGUCUGGGUAUUUUGGCUUCAAUACCCGCCGGUUUAUUGAUAUUAUCUCUGUUUGGUUUGUUAUUGUAUUUACUGACACGUUGCUGUGACCGCAAACCCCGCAAACCCAGUGCACAACGAUGCCAAAGUUGUUCUUUAGUGAUAAUCACACUGAUGACAUGCGCCUCCAUAGGUUUAGGACUCUAUGGCAAUGAUGACUUUCAUAACGGUUUAUUGCAAGCGUUCAGCUCCGGUAAACAAGUUGAGGGACUUGUAUUAAGCCUAAAACGACAGACUGAAGCAAUUAAACAUGACCUGGAACGGAAGAUGUCGCAACAUCGAUUGGAGGCACAAAUCGAACGAGUGCAAUACAAUCAGACAGCAGUAAUGCUGUUGAUAGAGACAUGUAAUUUAGUGCGCGAAAAUACCUCAAGAGCUGUCACGAGUCUCGACAAUAUGGUGCUGUAUUUUAUGAAGACGAAAGGCGGUGAGAACGACGACGAUACACUCAUGGGCUUAUUACAGAUGGGGGAACUUUACGAAUCAAUACGCUGGCCAGCAACUUUGGGUUUUCUGACGUUGCUGUUACUGUUGUGCACUGUUUUGGUUAUAGGCGUCGCACGUCGAUCCCGCUGUGCUCUUAUAUUUUUCAGCGUAUCCGGUUUAUUUUGUAUUAUUAUGUGCUGGCUGCUGUCGGGCAUUUAUUUGGCCUCAUCGGUGGCAGCGGGUGAUUUUUGUAUGCGCCCACACGAGUACAUGUGCCGCCAAGUGGGCAUGCGAAGCCCUUAUGUAUAUUUUCUUAAUUGUGGCACUUUAAGAAAUCGUUUUAUUUUACGCUUAAAUGAAUCCCGUGAUUUGGUGGAGCGCGCCAGAGAGUCAGUUUACUUAAUUCAAAGAAUGAGUCAAGAAACAUAUCCACGUAUAGAUGUGCAUAAAACGCUGGAAGCGAUGGACAACGAUUUGGAAGAAACGAAACGAAAUUUAACUGUGUUGUCGGCCACAUUGGAUCGUCGGGCAAUAGAUCGACAUUACGCGGACGCUUUACGCGGUCUUUGCGGCGGUGGCCUACUAGGUUUAAGUCUAAUGAUGGUAGCUGGCUUAUUGACCUCAUUCCUUUUCACAAUUUUAGUUUACGCUGAUUCGCAUGCUUGGAUUUAUUUAAACAAACGAAGACCAUCCAUGGAUAUUGAUAAAUCGGAGACGGUUCCAUUAUUUCCUUCGAAUGCGCCAAGCGCCAAUAUAUCACCCACUGCACCUUUGCAUCAUACGGGCACUAUUAACCGUACUUUAUUGCAUCAUCAGCAAUUACAUGGUGGCAUGACGACAGGCAGCACUGGCACUUUAGGCAGUUCGCGUAGCAAUGGCACCGCCAACGGAUUAAGAACAGGGUUCGUCGCCACAUACAACAAUCCCCUUCAUCAUCAACAACAACAUCAUCACAAAACUAACACUACUCUGGGUAGUACUGCGAUCAGCAGUAGAACUGGUGGUGCAGGUGUUAGUAGUGCUGUUAACAACAGAAGACUAUCACCCUCACCACCGCCCGGUUAUGAUGUUGUGGUGCAUGGCAUAAGUUCUGGUCAUCAUACCCUGGGCCGUUUACCAUCUCAUCAGCAGCAAUCAUCAUCAUAUCUGAGCGGUCCUAACAACGGCAAGUAUGCCACGCUCAGUAAACAGUGUAAGACCUUAGAAUCCAGCGAUUUUUACUGAGAUUCGCUUGCCUGCAACACGUAUGCAGGCAAAAGCUUUACUAAUCUUAACAGUAGCAUUACCUCGAAUGGUAUUGGCAGAAAUUCUUUAAAGAGCAUAUUUACUUCAGCCACCCUCCCUCGUUCAGCUGGUUCGUCACUACGUUCAGUACUCUCAUCUCAGACCUCUAACACGAUGUACAGAUCCACAGGCAAUGGUUUAGAUCGCGACGAUGAUAAAGAUCCGCGUGAUGUCACCAAUAACAGUUUUAAUCGCUUUGACCCGAAAUACAUCAGCAUUGGACCGAAAGCAGUUCGUGGUAACAAUAAUUUGAAUGUAGUAGCUGCGGCUACGGCCAGUAAAUGUGCUACCCUACGGCACGUUGGACGUUACGGUGGUUCAUUGAAAGGCACAAGUCCAUCAGCGAAUUUGCGUAACGCCAAAACCCCCUCCAUAGCUACGGUUUCGAAAGACUAUUGCUCUCAGCCUGACUGCAUUACGCAGGCAUACCCAAGCAAUCCUACAGAUGUUGUUGUAACCCAGCCAACUACACAACCACCACCACCGCCUUUACCCCCGCCUAAACCAAAGAAUACGUUCACUGAAAUCCCUGGAACAACCGGUGUGGGCAGCUCAUAUGCCAAAGAACAAUUACAAUUACAGUUACAAAUACAGCAUCAGCAACAGCAAAUCCAACAACAGCAACAUCAGUUACAACAACAACAGCAGCAGCAGCAGCAGCAGCAACAACAACAACAACAACAACCACAGUAUCAAUUACAGGAAAUACAGCAAGCGGCAGUAACACCAACCUUAGCCAACUCUCAGCAGCAAUCAUCGGUGAUGCAACAUCAUCCACCAACUACUCAUAUUUUACCUCCAUCAGCUGUAUACAGUAUUGAAAGCUCUAGUUAUCAACAACUGCAACAGUCCCAGGCCCAGCAAAAGCCACCACCACCAUCUUUAGAUCCACCCAUUCCACUGCCCCCUAAAACACCUUCAGCAACUCCCCGGCCCCUUCCACCACCAACGCAGAUUCAGACGUUACAAUCAGCACCACCCCGUUCACUAAAUCCUAAUUCAAUUGUUAAUCAACCGUUACCGGAAAUUCCCAACCCAGCGACGCUGCAACAACAGCAUCAGCAAUCAAAAAUUUCACCUCAGCCCUUAUGCGCUGCUAAUCUAAAUCAAUAUCGCUCACUACAAAGACCACAAACACAAAAAUUACAAUUGUCAGCUGCUAAUACAGCUGUGCACACUGCUACCCAAUCAACCAAUUUAAACCAACAAACAACUAAUCAGUUGCAGCCUCCUACUUUACCGCCCAAAAAUCGACAUAAAACAUCACCACGGCAACACAAUGCUGGCAGUAGCGAGCUACAUCAACAAAUACCACAAGUCCCGCCACCAAAGCUAAGUAAUUUACGCCAUCAACAACAAUCCUACGAACGAGAACGCGAAAAAGAGCGAGACAGGGAAAGAGAAAGGGAGCGUGAACGUGAACGUGAUAGACACGAACGUCCUCGCCGUUCGGAAACUUUGGAUAACGCACGCUCGAACUCGGGUUAUGGGGAGCAGCAGAGCGCCCAUUUAAAUAUUAGAAAACAAUAUUCUUAUGAUUCGGGGCAACCAAACUCAUACUUUCAUCAACGUCAUUCA
Molecule: messenger RNA, 5336 nt
Organism: Glossina fuscipes
Lineage: Eukaryota; Metazoa; Arthropoda; Insecta; Diptera; Glossinidae
Product: protein tweety-2-like
Exons: 11
Coding region: 1899-3698 (599 amino acids)
Cellular component (GO): plasma membrane
Molecular function (GO): intracellularly calcium-gated chloride channel activity; volume-sensitive chloride channel activity
Source: RefSeq, a predicted model, not a curated record